GCUGUGUACGGACGUAGCACCGUUUGAGUUAUCGGCGGUUAUUGUUGGAUGAAAAAAUGGCCGCAGAAAUGACGUUGGAAGUUUUUGAAAAGCAUUUAUCUGAUUUUAAAAAAGAGGAUAUACAGAAAAAAAUGGAUAUAGCCAGUAAUGUAAGCAAACAAUGUGAACUGCCUAAGAAUAUACCAACUGGGAAAGAUAACACUCCUCCCGUAAUGAAGUGCCAAAAGCUUACUGGAGUACCUUUAGUAACUUUAAUGGAUGUAAAUUCUCUUGACAAUAAGUCUAUCAAAUUUGAAGAUUGGUUAAAAGAACAAAAACAAAUGAUACAAAGCCACAAUUUUGAGUAUUACAGUAUACGGAAACUACUGUUAAAAAACUACACGCAACUCCUAGAAAUACCAACAGGGAUAAAAUAUAGUCAAGAGUACGAGGGUUAUAAGAAGUUUUUCACUCUAGUACAGCUGCCAGGGACAAAGGCUUCAAUCAUAGUCGAAAAACCAGAAACGGUCAUGGAGAGACAGAGGUUUUUAUACAAAAAGAUGAUGUACAGGGAACAAAAGAAAAACAUAGUGUACAUAGGGAAGGUUAACCUGAUCAUAAACCACGGUAAAUUUAGUUUCAAAGAAGACAACGUUGAAUCAAAAACUCGGUUUAUAAUAGCAGCGUCGCAAAAGUUUGGUCACUUGGGUUAUAUCUAUUGUUGCGGGAAUGGCCAGGAGUAUAUGACGAAUUGGGUAGAAGAGAAAAUUUUACCCCAACUGCCCGAGGAAAGCGUAAUAAUUUUCCAAGAAAACGUUCUAAGUAACGACGAAGAUAAAGUUGUUAGUGAUCUGUCGAAGGAGGAUAUUAUAAACUGGUUGAACGCUAACGAAGUGCCUCAUGAUCCUAAAAUGCACCGAGUAGAAUUGUAUAACCUUGUAAAGACAGUUAAAAAAAGUAGUGUCGAGAAACUGUCGUCAGCAGAACUCAGUUUUAGAGCAAGGGGCCAUAUCACAAUAAGGAAAAAGAAGUGCAAUUUAAACAACAACUUUUUUGAUCCUUUCUGGGGCUUUCUUGUGCAUGAGAUGAACAACGCUACCACAAUACCUUUAAUUAAGUCCACAAUGAAGCAACAUCAGCACGCAAUAACUAACACAGCAAAUACAAUCGUCCAAAAUUGUCCGCUUGAAUAUUGGAACAAUUUAGGUAACAUAUUGCUAGACAAAGAAAGAGAUAUAUAUAGAGAAGACUUGGAAAUAGAGCAUGUGAUAGAUAAACUGAUGACUAUGGUCAAAAAUGAAGGAUUGCCGAAAGAAUGGGAGACAAAUUCAAAGUUAGAUGAAUACAGUAGAACAGCGGAGCAGAAAUAUAUACUUCUUUCUGAUAAUCUAUUAAAAUUGUAUGAAAACAUGCAAAGAACUCAAUAUUACAAAUCAUUAAAUAUAUUUAAACAAUAACUAAA
Messenger RNA from Cydia splendana, 1441 nucleotides. RefSeq lists its product as uncharacterized. Lineage: Eukaryota; Metazoa; Arthropoda; Insecta; Lepidoptera; Tortricidae. The transcript has 2 exons. The record is from RefSeq and is a predicted model, not a curated record. The coding region runs from base 57 to 1436 and encodes 459 amino acids.